AUGAUCCCCCUCGUGGCUAGCUCUGGUAGUGAUACAAUGGCUACUACUCUUGACUGCACUCCUGGCGACACUGACUACCUCAAGACAGUCCUACUCCGCCUCUACGCUCGUCUAGGCGAGGGAACUCUCACCAUUAAUGAAGGUUGUGAUGAUGGUAGACUGGCACUGAGGUUGUCUGAUGGAGGUGUCCUGUCAUCGUCCAAUGAGAUUUGUCGAUACCUGUGUGCGGAGGGUGGGCGUGAUGAUCUAUGUGGGGGGGACCCUUGUCGUCAAGCACUCGUUGAUUACUGGCUCGGCUGGGAGGCUGGACAACUGAAGAGCUGUGUCCGCUCUUCACUGGUGUCUGGUCGUCCAUCACAUGAUCUACUAGCGUGUCUCGGUCGACUAGAAGGUCAUCUCAAUACAGGAAGUGGGCGGAGUCUUGUUGGGGACCAGCCCACCCUGGCGGACAUUGUAGUAUGGUCUACACUCUACGUCCUGCUAGCCCCUGAUGCUCCAGACAGUUUCCAUGGUGACUACCCUCGGGUGUGCAGUUGGUUCAUAUCGCUAGCUCAGCUUGAAGAGUUCACAACCUCUGUAUGGAAGGCGUCCUCUGAUAGAGGGUACGACCUCUUCAGGACCAUCACCCUUCGUCUAGGGGGGGCUCGGAACACUCCAAUUAGUGCACACCCUCCACCCGUCAAAAGUGCACCAGUUAACAAGCCAGUACACAAACCAGACACACCUGCUGAUUCAUCAGCUGAUCAUGUGAUUACUGCCGCUGAGUGUGCGGAGGUUAAAAGGGUGUGGUCUCACGGUCUAAACCACGCCCCCAGACCUGUCAAGAGAGACCAUCCAAUACUACCAUUACCAGGAGAGCGGAACAUUCUCAUAACCAGUGCUCUACCUUACGUCAACAAUGUCCCUCACCUUGGUAACAUCAUCGGCUGUGUGCUCAGUGCUGACGUCUUUGCAAGAUACUGUCGACUAAGGAACUACAACAUUCUCUACAUAUGUGGUACUGACGAGUAUGGGACAGCUACAGAGACUAAAGCUCUCGAGGAGGGAAUUUCCCCUCAGGAGAUAUGUCAGAAGUACCACGACAUCCACGUUGAGAUCUACAAGUGGUUCAACAUCCAGUUUGAUCACUUUGGUCGUACCAGUACCCCCCAACAGACUCAGAUAGCGCAGGACAUUUUCUGGCGACUCAAAGAGAGAGACUUUAUUUCCGAAGAGACGGUUGAACAAUUGCAGUGUCAGCAGUGUAACAUGUUCUUGGCCGAUCGUUUUGUAGAAGGAAUUUGUCCGUUUUGUUCAUACGAGGACGCCCGCGGUGACCAGUGUGAUAAGUGUGGAAAGCUCAUCAACGCAAUCGAUCUAAAGUCACCGCGUUGUAAGGUGUGUUCCCGAAAACCAAGGGUCAUGACCUCUGACCACCUCUUCCUGGACCUCUUCAAGCUUGAGAAGUCUGUUGAUGAGUGGUUCCAGAGCUCGUCUAAGAAAGGACUGUGGUCUGUUAAUGCUGAGCAGAUUACUCGCUCGUGGUUGAGGGACGGACUCAAGCCUCGCUGCAUCACCAGAGACCUCAAGUGGGGCACGCCCGUCCCUCUGCAAAGAUACACUGACAAGGUCUUCUACGUCUGGUUUGAUGCUCCUAUAGGGUACCUGUCCAUCACUGCGUGCUACACUGAUCGCUGGGAGGAGUGGUGGAAGUCACCUGAGAAUGUGCAGUGCUAUCAGUUCAUGGCUAAGGACAACGUUCCCUUCCACACGGUCGUGUUCCCUGCAUCUCUGUUGGGGGCAGAUGAUCACUUUACUCUUCUCAACCAUAUCAGUGCCACAGAGUAUUUGAACUAUGAGGACGGCAAGUUCUCCAAGAGCCGAGGUGUGGGUGUGUUUGGGACCAACGCUAAAGACACGGGCAUACCAGCUGAUAUCUACCGCUUCUACCUCCUCUACGUGAGGCCAGAGUCUCAAGACAGCUCCUUCAGUUGGGACGACUUUGUCACCAAGAACAACUCUGAGCUACUCAACAACCUCGGGAACUUUGUCAACAGAGUCCUCAUGUUCAUCAAGAAUAACUUUGGAUGUACCAUUCCUGAGAUGUCACUGACAGAUGGGGAUAUAGAGUUUGUUGCCAUGGUGACCCGAGAGCUUAGAGGCUACCUCAACUGUCUGGAGAAUCUGAAGAUCCGAGAUGGAUUGCGACACAUACUAGCAAUCUCUCGCCAUGGCAACGUGAUGGUACAAGGAGCUAAGCCGUGGGUACUAGUGAAGGGAACACCACAGGACAAAGCUCGAGCUGGGUGUGUGUUGGGAGUGUGUGCCAAUGUUGUGUGCCUCCUGUCAGUCAUGCUACAACCCUACAUGCCACAAGUUAGUCGUCGUAUUCAAGAACAGCUGCAGGUAUCCGAGGGUGUGAAUGUGCUCACAGAUAAUCUCCUCCCACACAUUCAACCAGGACACAGGAUUGGAACACCAGAGCCACUGUCCACCCUCGUGUGUGUGUGUGUGUGUGUAGCCAGAGCCACUGUCCACCCUUGUGUGUGUGUGUGUGUGUGUGUGUGUGUGCGUGUGCGCGUGUGCGUGUGCGUGUGCGUGUGCGUGUGCGUGUGUGUGUGUGUGUGUGUGUGUGUGUGUGUGUGUGUAGCCAGAGCCACUGUCCACCCUCGUGUGUGUGUGUGUGUGUGUGUGUGUGUGUGUAGCCAGAGCCACUGUCCACCCUUGUGUGUGUGUGUGUGUGUGUGUAGCCAGAGCCACUGUCCACCCUCGUGUGUGUGUGUGUGUGUGUGUGUGUGUAGCCAGAGCCACUGUCCACCCUCGUGUGUGUGUGUGUGUGUGUGUGUGUGUGUGUGUGUGUGUGUGUGUGUGUGUGUGUAGCCAGAGCCACUGUCCACCCUCGUGUGUGUGUGUGUGUGUGUGUGUGUGUGUAGCCAGAGCCACUGUCCACCCUUGUGUGUGUGUGUGUGUGUGUAGCCAGAGCCACUGUCCACCCUUGUGUGUGUGUGUGUGUGUAGCCAGAGCCACUGUCCACCCUUGUGUGUGUGUGUGUGUGUGUAGCCAGAGCCACUGUUCACUAA
This is a messenger RNA of Halichondria panicea, 3059 nucleotides long. Its product is annotated as methionine--tRNA ligase, cytoplasmic-like. Lineage: Eukaryota; Metazoa; Porifera; Demospongiae; Suberitida; Halichondriidae. Gene Ontology annotation, biological process: methionyl-tRNA aminoacylation. Gene Ontology annotation, molecular function: methionine-tRNA ligase activity; ATP binding. The record is from RefSeq and is a predicted model, not a curated record. The coding region runs from base 1 to 2859 and encodes 952 amino acids. Gene Ontology annotation, cellular component: cytosol; aminoacyl-tRNA synthetase multienzyme complex. The transcript has 21 exons.